Paramuricea clavata is the source of this 7770-nucleotide messenger RNA. NCBI's taxonomy places the organism in Eukaryota, Metazoa, Cnidaria, Anthozoa, Malacalcyonacea, Plexauridae. The record is from the annotation of a GenBank genome assembly.
AUGUAUGAGAACCUCCUGAAUCAUGAUCCAGAGAGUGAAGAUCCUGAUGUGGAGAAACCAACAUAUGAAGGAAACAAGCUUAAAUGUGGAUGGAAAGUUAUUGGAACUGAAAAUUUAGCAACCAGUAAUGCCAAAAGUAAGCAAGUUCUGACGAACUGGGUCGAAUCAAAGGUAGCGUCUCUGUUGUACACAAAUGAAAUCUUGUAUGACAAAGCAGGAAGCGUGGCAAUGACCGCAUUUGACAUUGCUACAUCCAUUGGGGGAUCUGAAGCAAUUGUUGAAAGUUUCUACAGUGUUAUGGACACUCAACGACAAGUGCGCCAGCUGCAUACCACUUUGGAAAACCGAACCAUACUUGACUGGGCUACAAGCAACAUGCUAAAUCUUGAAGAUGUUAUUUCAAAGGCCGCUAAACUUUACGUUGAUGGAUCAUCAUCAUUGAAACUACCACGUCAUCGUGUCAGGGUAAUGAAGAAAAAGACAGAGAAGUCAUACAAGGCUAGUCAGGUUCUGACGCGAAUGAAGUCAGAAAAGGGACGCUAUUCAUUCCUGUCAUGAAAAGUAAUGAAUCAUUAAAGUGCCUAUGACACGAAAUUUCACCCCAAAGGUUUAUGGUUGCAUUGUAAAGAUCACUUAAAAUGACUUAAUAAUUUCUUUUAUAGAAUUUUGGUAACUUGCUUCCUUUUCAAGAUAUUCAACUUUGUUUCGUAUGCAAAUAUCACUGGUGUGACAUCACAUCACAUAAUGAGUUUUCAGAAAAGUAUAGUUUUCUUGACGAAUACGUAUCUAAAAAACUUAAAAAUUGCCCUUGUAUAUGUAUUUGUUUCAUAACUGGUCAUUAACCCUCUGUAUUUGUUUGUAAAAAUAUUUUAUCAAGGUAAAAUAUUGCGUUUGCAAAAUCUCAUUAUGCUAUGUGAUGUCACACCGGUGAUAUUUGCAUAUGAAACAAAGUUGAAUAUCUUGCAAAGGAAGCAAGUUAUCAAAAUUCUAUAAAAGAAAUUAUUAAGUUAUUUUAAGUGAUCUUUUCAAUGCAAUCAUAAACAUUUGGGGUGAAAUUUCAUGUCAUAGGCACUUUAAAGAUUUGUUGGCUGCUAACAUUUUAAUUAUGUACCAAACUUUUAACACCACUUUGAACGGUCAAAUCCUCUACGGAUAAAUUUGACACUUCAGAUUUAACAAGUUCACAUUAUUGGAUUUUUACAAUAUUAUUGGAUAAAUUAUUAGAUGUUUAAAAUCAUUCAUUUGAUGAAAUCUUUAAAACACUAUUGUUGUAGUUUAGAUAACAAAGAAAAACAUUUGCGUAAUACUACAUAUUUUUAAUAUCUACCAGUGCUCUGGUGUAUAACAACUAAAUAAUUGGCAAAUUUGCCAAAUUCAGAAAUUCUGACCUUCGUUGCUAGUACACACUUGUUAUCCCCCCCCCCUCCCCCCACGAAAUCGAACGUGCACAGGUCAGGAGCCUGCUGGCCAUGUGCACAACAUGUGGUGCACAACGAAAAUUGCGUUUAAAUUGUGCGGUGCACAGAAAUGUUACAUUCUAUACUGGGUGUACUGUAUGAAAGCCAUUUGCCUUGCAGGCCAUUUCUAGGAUCAUGCAUUUGUGUCUGAGAUUUAUUAGUGCACCAGAGCCCUUGGAUUAUUAUUAUUUAUUUCACCCAUAAACAAUAGUAUUUACAGAUUACAGUAUAUACAAUUUUUAGAUAAUCUAAAUUAAAGUUUGGGCUAGUAAUUAUAAUACAUGUUUCGGAAUUUAAAUUUCAAAUCACUGUAUUUACUAUAAUUAUAAUAAAUAGCAAUGAAAUUCAAAUAUAUUCAAAUGAGUUCAUUAAUCCCCGUGACAAUGUGCCCGGCAUAUUUUCAAAAUACUCAUUAAAUGCUUGGCAGUAUAGAAUUUUGUAGUUUUCUUAGAUUAAACCCCCUACAAAACCUUACCCAAAACCUAAGCCUAAACCCAACUUCCAUCAACCUAACCCUAGAAUGUGAAAAGGAGUCAGAAAAACAGUUUGAAGUCAUUGAAUAAAAGUUAUUGAACCAGACUCCAAUCCGCGACAUGCAGGCCAGCCAUUGUAGGCACUUACUAAAUACUGUGUAUUGUAUGUACUGUACACAUGCACAAUAUUGUUUUAGACAAUAAUGCACUGCUAAAAAUAUUUGAGAUCCUGUGACAAUACUAUAUGCAUGUAAUAUUGGGUGAUACUCAGUGACAUUGGGGUCCAGAGUAAGCCUUUAAUGCAGGCUAGCCAAAAUGGCAAAAUUCCUUGCCUCCAUGUGAACAAAUAAUAAGCACUCCCUUACAAUAAAAAAGACCAUGUUGAAUAACCUGGAGUAGACAUGGUAUCGGUGGGAAAUUUACAUAUUAUGUAGAGUCCACAGCUGACAUGCUUACAUGUUGCAGGAACAAAUCUUUUUGUCUGAUUUUAAUGCUUUCUAAUUUUCAGGUUAGAACAUUUUAAUAUUUUGAUUGUUCAGUACAAUCAUACUAUUCUUAUUAUUAUAGGGAUUACAGCUUUUAAAGUGGUGUUUUCCAAUACUAAUUUUAGAAUGAUGUUCGUCGUAAAAUAAAAAUUCUAUCGGAAUCACUGGAUGAUGAAGUUGCUCUCAACAUUAACGAAAGGUAGUUAUAUCAUACCAAGAUAUGCUUUUUGUGGAAACACCACAUAUUGUAAAUUAUCUUUAAAAACUCAAUAAUUCAUAAAGAAAAGACAAAGGAAAUCACUAGCAUGUCGGUGGUUUUAUAUCUGAUAAAAAAUCCUGUAAACUUUAGCUUUGAUUUUCUCGACUUAGACAACGUUUAUUUUUAAAAUUACUUCGCUAAUAAACUCGUAAGAUGGGUCGUUUUUUAAGCCAUUUAAAACACUCGCAGUCCGUGCUUUAUCAGAUAUAAAACUCUCGGCUGUCGCCUCGAGUUUUAUAUCUGAUAAAGCAAUCCUGCUCGUAUUUUAAAUAGUGCUUACAGGGUGCGAUAAUUCGCGUACUUACGUACCUGUACCGGAGGUACGCCAAUAUUACGGUCUGGUACGUCUUUGUUUUCAGCCAGGUACCACGUAGGUACACAGACCUCUCACUAUUUGCGUACUUACAUUUUGCUGGUACCAAAAUUAUUGGACUGAUGGGACUAAGGCUAAGGAACGAGUCGAUUCUAGUGUUUGUGUAUGUAGUUGUCGUCCUUCUUGUUCUAACUCGUGGUUUCAGGUUACUGAAUUAAUACCUUUCAGAAACCUGUACUUAAUUAUGUACUUCAUUUUACAGACUAAGUACACCAUCUCAAGUACGCAGCAAUAAUCAUUGGAGUGCCAGUCAGGUACGACUAAAAAUCUUGAAUUGUUGCACCCUGCCUUACCCAAAGCUUUCAAUCUGUAAGCCUGGAUCAUGGUCAGUGGAAAUAGAUUAUCAAUACUACAAUGCUACUAAUAAUAACAACAAAAACCCUUCAAACAGCCUCGUAAUUGGCCUAUUUUUGCCUCGGCAAAAUUGGGGAUUUUUUGCCGGGGCAAGUAAGAACAUUCUGAAUAUGCAUUCGGCAUUUAGUUCGGCAAUUGCCGAGGCAAAUUACGAAGGCUGUCAAAGAACUUACAGUAUAUAUUAGUUAUACUUUACUGGUAUGAUACAGUCCUGUACUGGUGCUUUAUAAUAGAUAAGCUAAUUUGGGAUUCAAAGUCACUUUAAUUACGUUCAUGCAUGUAAUCUGUAUUUUUCUCAUUUUAGUUCUGAAUCAGACCAUAAUCUUGCCGUUUGCCAGCAGUUCACAAAUGAACUAUUUUUGGAGUAUGGUGGACAAGAAAAAUGCCCUUGGACAUGCAUUAUUCAAAUAAAAGGUAUACAGAAUAGAGCUAAGUAUAAUAAUUAAGCCGCCACACUGUUUCCUUAAUUUUUGUUUUACUGAUGCCAGACAAUUUUACCAAUCUUCUCACAAUCUUCUUGACAUAAAGUUUCAUGAAGGCGAGCCAGAGGGGUCAGCAUUGCAUUGCUUACACUUUUUUACAAGAACCAGUACAAUUUUGCCAAGGCUCAGUGUUCUUAUUUCUUGACCAAUUUCAAGCUCAAAAUCUUAUUGGUUCUUAUCUUACACUCGCUUCAGGAACAAAAAACCUGACAGAAAGUUAAAUUAAAUGUAUCAUCACGGUAGAACUUAUCCUUGACACUGGAAAAAAUUUUGAAAAUCCAUAGAAGUCCAUAGAAUGGAAAUUGUAUGGACCUUUUUUGAAAAUAGCAUGGAUUUUGAUUAUCCAUAUUAAUUGUAUAUUUCCAUACUGUGGAUAUAAUAUCGAAACAGGGGUUUCAGAAUGAUUUGAAGUAGGCGGUUGUACCAAAAAAGUAGCCGGCUGUGACUGAUAGUUAAAAAAACGCGCAGGGAGGGGGGGCACCCUCGCAUGGAAAUUUAAAAAAUUUUCGCACGCAAAUUAACAAUCAAAUAAUAUAGAAUAAGUGAUAAGAUAAAGUACAACUGUUCACUUGUUAGAUUUAGAUGUCAUUUGCAUUUAUACUUGUAAGUGACAAUGUACUUUAAUGUGCUACUUGUAGUUUGAUCACAAAGGUGUUUGCUGUCCGGAAAAUGAAGACGCAAUUUACAAACAAAAAUAUGCAUAUUCUGCGCACAGACAUAUUACAGUAGCUGAGCAGUGGCGUAGCCAGCCCGACAAUUUAGUCCCGCUAUGCAAAUUCAAAAUUAUUAUCAUUAUUCAUUUCUUUAGAAACUGAUUGUUUUCAUAGUCAAUGAACAUGAAAAUAUUUGCAUAGCGGGACCAAAUAGUCGGGCUGGCUACGCUACUGUAGCUGAGUAGCAUGCCGUGCCGUAGGAAGCUCUUUUUUAUUAGGGGCUGAGAAAGAGGGCCGCAGGCCCGAGGAAAUUUUUUAAUUUAGAGUCUCUGAAAUGCCAUUUCCUGGACUUUGGGGAAGUUUAGAACAGAAUUCUAAUGGUCAGAAAACAGCGUUUUAGCCUAUGUCGAAAUUUACAAUUUGUUUACAAUUUAGUAGUACUAAAUGGGCGAAGGCGUAUUUAAUUAACUAUACUGUAUAUUGCAUGGAGAAGUUGCAGGAAAGUAUGGGUAAUAUGAUUCUUUGCAGUUUGUCAUGGAUAAUGUAGCCGCUUAAAAUUAAUCAAUUGUCGGCAGUAUUUUAAAGGUAUAUUAUUUAAAUGAUAAAGGUAUGCAUGCAUAUUUACCGAUUUACGAUUUGUUAAAUGUUAUUAUUAUAUAUCAAUAGUCAAAGUCGCAUUUUUCUAGUGUUUUAUUGGUUGAGAGCAUAUCACGUGAGAGUGACGAAAUUAGGCUGUCUCCCUCGCAACAGCGCGAGAGGGAGAUAAUACGUUAUCGACCGGCGAAUAACAAAAAAAAUCACGUGCACCAUCACGUGAAGAUGCGACCUUUGGACAUGCCUAGUACGUAAUUAAAACUUUCGCUUUAAGUAACUGCAGUGUAGCCAGUGUUUAAUAUAACGUUUUAACAAUAAAAUGUUUCAUGUGUUCACGUUCAUUUGUUCUUUAAUUUGUUGUUUCUGUGACUAUUGAUAUAUAAUAAAACACUUAUUUACGGAGACCUCGGGAAAGCCGUGUGUUUUGUGGACCCUCGACCGUCGAUGUUUCCCUCGGCUUCGCCUCGGGAAACAUCGACGGUCUUGGGUCCACAAAACACACUGUUUCCCUCGGUCUCAGUAAAUAAGUGAUAAAUAUCCAUGUAAAUCCAUGAUUUCGUAAAUCAGUUUAUACUGACAAUACAUUAAUACAAUACAUAAAAUAUACUAUUAUAUUUUCUCUGUUUAACAACUAAAAUUUUGUUAUACUAUUAUUGCCGUAAUUUUCCGAAUGGCCAACCCGAUUUUCCCAAUAUGUUAAUUCUAAAAAAGUUGGGGGGGGGGUUAAAUCCCCCCCUCCCCUCGCUACGGCCCAGAGUUUUUCACUUCAUUACUUUAUCAUAAUUAAUUCGUUGUCGGAGAAUUAGUCACUUGCCAAAACCAUUUACCAAAGUGGCUCUGGAGGUUCUCUGGCUCACUGUCACAUUCCCCAAUGGCAAUGCUUAAGUCACUGUCAGAGUCAAUCAGAGUUAUCUUCCAGGAAGAUUCACUUCGACACCAACUUAGAAAGCAAGCUAUGUUUGGUACUAUAUAUUAUUGAUCUUAUUGAUCUUCCAAAAUAAGUGAUGUUUUGCUUGAAUUCCAAUUGGAACAUAACAAACAUCGUGUUGGUUCGCUUGUACCUUUGUAAAUAAUUUUUUUUCCUGUGACCAGACGAAAAGUAGCCGGCGGUAAAAGUUCAAGUAGCCGGCGGAACUCCGCCGGCUUAUUCUGAAACCCCUGCGAAAUGGUAUGGAUAUAUUAUGGAUUUAGUGGUACAAUUGUAAAUUUCAUAGUAUGGAUUACACAUUUUUUUCCCAGUGUGAAGGGCAUAAAUGAAGAAUGAAGGGAGUCUUAUUAUAUUUUUCGACUUGUGUGUCACUGACGGUAAAAUUUUCAUUUUUCUCAGCCUCAAUUUGUUCCUAUUGGCUAUUUUGUUUAAUUUUUUGCCAAUUUCGGCCUCAGUGUUCUUAUUAAGAGUGUUCUUAUCAUAAAAGUGUAUUUGUAUCACCCAUUGGUAUAUGCUCAUGGUUCAAAUGUUUUGUUAACAACUGAAUCGAAUAUUAAAACCUGUCAAAACACAAUGCAAGUUCCACAGCGAAUUUGUAACGUUAUACACUUUAUAUUUGUGUUUAUCUUUACCUAAAAGAAACAUUUUUUUACUUUUAGCGGCAUUUAAGACUUAUAUGAAGUCCAAAAAGGCACAUGCUAAAAGAACACUUGAUGGAACUAAUGCGGCACAUGUGAAGAAAUGUUGUCGAUCCAACAGAAAAAGAGAGGUAACAAAUUAAAUGACAGUACAAUUUUAUGGUGCGUACAAAGAAUUAAAGCGUGGGUUCUGCAAUAUAAUUAAACUACCAUAUACAGGGAAGCGAAGUUAAGGCCCUGUCACACUAUUGGCGUAUCAUAUAGCGUAUGCCAGCGUAUGAAAAAUAUUACUUAUACACUGGAAAACGCUGACAUACGUUUGGGGUACGUUAGGAAUAUAGGUUGUAUACUUUUCAAGCACGGUCGCAUACGCUGGCAUACGGUGAGGCAGAAACUUUUUUUAAGCAUGCUUAAAAAUUUUGUGCGUAUUCGGACGUAUGGUUUAUUCGAUAAGCAUACUCUACGCACACGCUGAAUACACUAGAGGUACGCCAAAUGUACGGUACUCAUACGCUGGCAUUUCAAAGGAUUUUUGUGCGUAUAUGAAAAUUAUUUCAUUCAGUUUCAUACGCUUCUCAUACUUUCUCUCAUACGCAAUAGUGUGACAGGGCCUUUAACGAUCUGGACAUUUCACACCUUUAUUUACGUUUAAAAGUUGUAUUUUGCGGCUGUCGCUUCAAACUUCCUGGUAUAAUCCUAAAUUGUAAUUUGCAGUUCAAACAUUUUAACCAUUUGGAAACCAAACGUACAGCAAAGUGAAAAAGUGUCCUCGGUUAAAGAGAUGUUUAACCCAAAAUUUGAAAGUGGGAAUAAACAAUUAACCAAAGAAAAUUUUUCUUUUCGUAGAAAUUAGGAAGACGUCUGUCGAGUUUGAACAGUAAAGAUUGGACGCCUGAGCGAAAAGCGAAGGUAGCUGCUGUCCUUACUCUGGACUAUAUUUCCAGCGAGGAAAGUGAUGCGGACGAGGAAGGGAAAACUGUUUACACUGUUAAAACGUUGCCUUGGCAAAGUCAGAAUUUGAAGAAGAAGAAAAAGAGCCUGGACAAACACCAUAUGGAGUCUCUUCCAGCGUUG